AUGCAUAGAUUAGGAGUUUUUGUAUGGGAAGUGAAGCUCUGGAUUACAGCAUGUGGACAGGCAAAUGGUGCUUGGAGGGUCAUUGUAAACAAUGUUACUGGUCAUACAUCCACUGUACAUAUAUAUCGAGAAAUGGAGGAUGCCACCACUCAUAAAGUGGUUUACAAUUCAGUCACAGUAAAGGGUCCACUGCAUGGUGUACCAGUGAACGAAAACUAUCAACCUUUGGGAGUUAUUGACCGAAAACGUCUCGCAGCAAGAAAGAGUAGCACCACAUACUGCUAUGAUUUUCCCCUUUUUUUCAUAUGCACCGUCAAGACGCAAUGGCUUGAUCAGAAACAUGUUGUUUUUGGCCAAGUUUUGGAAGGCAUGGACAUUGUUAGAUUGAUUGAAUCGCAAGAGACAGAUCGUGGUGAUCGUCCACGAAAGAAGGUUGUUAUCAGUGACUGUGGUGAGCUGCCAAUUGCUUGA
Vicia faba (fava bean) is the source of this 471-nucleotide messenger RNA. Lineage: Eukaryota; Viridiplantae; Streptophyta; Magnoliopsida; Fabales; Fabaceae. The record is from the annotation of a GenBank genome assembly.